AUGUCGACAUCAUCAAUACAAGUGCUGGGCAUCUCCACCGAGGACUUCGACCAGGACUCCCAGUGGAAGGGAAAAUCAAACCCAGCCUUUAGAGUUCACGGUCGGGUGAACGUCUAUGAUCAAGAUGGAUCUUUCGAUAUGGUUCGAAUCAACGUGAAGGGUGCCGUCAAAACUCGAAUUGGUUCAAUGAACGCAAUCGAACCACUACCAACCUCGACGUUGACGAAAAGCCACCUCGAUUUCAAGCCUACGUACUCUGCAUCAGGGCAUGGUGCCGAGGAACAACAUCUUGAUUUUGUGAUGCCGCUGCCUAGCAGAACUAUUGGUACUCAGCGAAAUAACGUCAAGGAUGCCAAAGCAGGCCCAACGGAUACAUUCGUGCCCUCGUUGUCCCUCGCUGCUCAAACGUACAUCACUCGAGUCACGGCAUUGAAAGACCGGCAUCUCAUGGAGGGCAACUGUCAAGUGGUGUACUGGCUGGAAACCGAACUCUUGCGAUCGGAAACCGACAGAGUGGUGCGCAAGAUGUCGUGCCCGAUCGAUGUAUCAUCACUGCAUGUGCCCUUAGAUGUGGAGGUACAAGUACCCAGUGAGCAAAAGCGAGUCGAGCAAGUCGUCAAGUCCAAAUCCCGAGGAUUGGCCAAAGUCUUCAAUUCGGUGCCUCGACCACAACUAUCGGUCACAAUGCCGAGUCAACUUGGAACAAUCUCCUCUGGCUCAGCCAAGCUCGCGACGGCGAGCCGUAAGCUCUCCAUCCCAGUCACCGUCUCCCUUGACCUGCCGCUUGGAACAUCACAGCAGACUCUGGCUGCAGUGGAGAACGGCACACUCCAAUGCUCGCUCAAAGCACACUGGUACACCCGCAGGACAUUUGCAAUCACCCACCUGUCACACUUUGCAGGCAAGCCCAUGAACCCCGAAACCGUCAUCCGCAGCACCACGGUGUCCUCGCAGAAACUCCAACUCAGCCUCCCUCCUCUCUACCACCUAGCCUCGACCUCAGGGGGCCACAGCACCAGCGCCUCGAAAUACUCAACGUCGAUGAUGCUAGACCUAACACUCCCGGAGUCAGUGUCAAGCCCAUCCGUGUCGACCGAGCUACUGGACAUCAGCUACACGCUGGAUCUCUCGAUGAGAUUCACCUUCUAUAACAACAGGAAUAAUAACCAGGACUCCAUCUUGCGCCCCUGCAGCGCAGACUUCCACCUGCCGGUUACGCUGACCGCCGCACAGCCGGCGACCAUGCUCAAUCUCCAGCAGCUGGACCCUCUCUCGGGUCUGGUUGAACGGGGCCUAGUUCUGGCCCCUCCUCCUUACAUUUCAUGA
This is a messenger RNA of Exophiala aquamarina CBS 119918, 1326 nucleotides long. RefSeq lists its product as uncharacterized. NCBI's taxonomy places the organism in Eukaryota, Fungi, Ascomycota, Eurotiomycetes, Chaetothyriales, Herpotrichiellaceae. The transcript has a single exon. The record is from RefSeq and is a predicted model, not a curated record. The coding region runs from base 1 to 1326 and encodes 441 amino acids.